UCAUAUCGUUAAGCGGCAACGAUUGCAAAACGAUUCCAAACGCAUUUCCGUACAGUGCAGUAACGGUGCAGCGGUUCAAAAUUGAGGACUUCAUACAGUUUCAACAGCAGCAGCAGCAGCAGCAGCAGCAGCAGCCGCAACAGCAACCGUUUUACAUCCAGCAGCAGCAACCGUUUCUAGAUCCCAACUUUAACGUUGGUGGACUGUAUCCGAUUGUCGAGCAGCAGCCUAAUUUUGGAUCGGCACAUGGUGUUCGAUUCAGUGGCGCGUCAGUAAAUUCCGUCACCAUUUCGUCGACCGUGGUGAAACGUAGGCCAGCGCCGCAGAUUACGGUAGCGAGCGGCCCGCAGGUCCUAUCGCCGAAGCGACUCCGCACGACCGCGCUGCCCGGCGUCGCGGCGGCUGCCCUUCCGGCCCUCGGCAACUGCCUCGUCCCGGCGCACCCAUCGGCCGCUGCCGCUGCCGCCGCCGCAGCCGCCCUGCUGCAGCACCAAAUCCAUCAACACCAUCACCAGCAGCAGCAACAACAGCAGCAGCAGCAGCAACAGCAUCUUCAACAACUGCACCACCAGCAAUCGAUUGGCUCGGACGCACAGGUACAGCAGGUGCAGCAAUCGAUCUCGCCGCAACCGAACCAAGUGUCCGUCUCGGUUGCCAGCGCACUUACCAGCCAGUCGCCGCUGGGCACGAUUCCCGUCAGUAGUACCGGAACAGGCGCAGUUGGGGCAGUAGGGCAGCCGCCGAUGUUUAGCUCGCCGGUCGUAGCACAAUCGAACACCGUUGUCAGCAGUCCGUCUAUGAACGGUGCGCUGAACGUGAACGCAGCCAACAACAACCACACCGGACUCGGACAGACCGGCCAGUCGGCCACCGGCAACCUCAAGAUGGACAGCUCGAUGGGUCAGAUGACGCCGAUGGCCCCGUUGGCAUUGUCGCAAAGUAUGGAUUCCGUUAAUACGGCCAGCAACGAAGAAGAGGUUCGUACCCUCUUCGUCAGUGGUUUGCCGAUGGAUGCAAAGCCGCGCGAACUCUAUCUACUGUUCAGAGCCUACGAAGGCUACGAAGGUUCGCUGCUGAAGGUUACCAGCAAAAAUGGAAAAACGGCAUCGCCCGUCGGUUUCGUUACGUUCAACACCCGAGCCGGUGCAGAGGCAGCCAAGCAGGAUCUACAGCAAGGUGUACGCUUCGAUCCCGAUAUGCCCCAAACAAUACGCUUGGAAUUCGCCAAGAGUAACACUAAAGUCAGCAAACCAAAACCACAACCUAAUACAGCGGCCACAGCUGCACAUCCUGCAUUGAUGCACCCACUUACUGCUGGACACUUAGGUACACCGUUUUUUCCUGGCGGCCCGGAACUAUGGCAUCAUCCGCUAGCCUUCUCGGCGGCGGCCGCUGAGCUGCCGAGUGCAGCAGCACUGCAGCACGCGACACUCGUCCAUCCGGCACUGCAUCCGCAGGUACCGCAGCAAAUUCAAAUGCCGCACCCGUCAGCAAUACAUCCAGCAUCGAUGCAUGUGUCCGCCGGCCUGCCAGCGAACCACUUUUUGCCCAGUCCGGCCCUGGCCAGUCCGGUCGGCAGCACUGCCGGCGGCAAUCAGCCACCGAACCCGCCGCUAGCCGCCAAUGCUCCCUGCUCGACACUGUUCGUUGCCAAUCUCGGACAGUUUGUAUCCGAGCAUGAGCUGAAAGAAAUUUUCGCUAGUCUGCCUGGCUUCUGUCGCCUUCGUUUGCACACUAAGGGUUCAGCAACAACAACAGCUGCCACCGCCGCCGCCGCCGCCGCCGCUGCUGCCGCCGCCAAUAUCAACAACCAGAGCAUCCUGAACGGCCUAUAUCGCCACUGCACCAACCAUCACAACCAGCUGGCCACCAGCAACGGUACUGCACUCACCUCCACCACCACGCUUGCGAACGGGUCGGGCGGUGGUGCUGCCCCGGUACCGGUUGCGUUCGUAGAGUUUAAGGACGUGCUCAGUGCGGCGGCAGCAAUGACCGCUCUGCAGGGCAAGUUUCUCCUGUCGUCGGACCGGGGCGCAAUGCGCAUCGAGUUUGCAAAGUCGAAGAUGGCCGCCGACAUACCGUCGCACCAGUUCUACGCACAGAAUCACGCGCAGCAGAGAGAAGGGGGCGGGUUUGGAGCCAAGAAUGGAACAUCAUUUGGGGAAGAAGAGUGAACGAACCGAUCUCAGCUCGUACCUAAUGGCAACAACCUGACCGCAACAGAUGCAACCCGUACCCACCACCAACACCACCGCUACCACCAUCGUGAACCAUAGCAAUCUUGGCGGCAACCAGCAGCAUCAUCAGCAUCACUGCAUCGGCAGCACCGGAGGGGCAGCACUGAUCGGAGGCGGCAUGCAUGGCCGCGGUGCACUACAACCUGCACCGCCCGGAGCAACAUCAAUGGCCGGGCUGGGUGGACAGAAUGCGGGACUGUUCACCUUUGCUGUGGCGCCACAUCCACGGGCAUAGGCGGGCUGCUGCAGAAGGAUAAUCUAAUACAAAGCAUUAAACCAAAAUAAACACACUGCAAAAAAGGUGUGCCCAAGAGAAUAGGAGGAAUGGUCGAAAAGAAGUACUAGAUGGAUUGGGUUAGUGCAACCGCGAUCCACUCCAUGAUGAUCCCUGUGAUAAGCGAUCGAAAAGACGAAAGGACGGAUGGAGGCGCAAUUUUAGCCAGCAAAUGCUUGUAUUUGAACCUGCACUGCACGUACAGAAGCACAGACGGGGAAAAACCAAACCCCUUCGAAAUGAUGGGAGUGUAAUUAAUCAAUCCUACCUAACAGAGCAAGCAAGAGAGCGCAAGCUUACACAGUCACUACAUACUUUCCUGAGACACACGCUAAAACGAUUACUAAACAAAAACAGAAAAAGAGAAUACAAAACAAGUCUAGAGCGAUAUACAUUACGGGAAACGAGCGAACAAGCGCUAGCUAAAACAUACAUACUAGUUGAUCACUUUUUACCAAAAUGUGCCCUAAAAAAGGAGUGAUGAUUCGUUUGCGGGAGGUAGGUAAAGAGGGCAAAGAGAUACCACGAAGAAGGUGCGAGCGAGCGUAGAAGGUAAAGGACUAGUCGAGCAAUCGAGUUGGGCUGGCAAACUCUCUGGCAAGCGAUCAUCACUCUACCUAGAUUCCAAUUUGUUUUUUUCUUAUCGUAAAAAAUCAGCAAAGGCUAUUGUUAACCAACUAACGGCCGAUUUUUCCUCUCCCAGCGCACAUUAAUCUAGCAAACGAAAUGAAAAAAAAAUGUAAAAGGGACAUUCGAUCAUUCUUUACAUCCCGUUUUUUACGCAUUACCAUCAUUUUUAAUCCAAACAAUCUGAGAUAUACAAAAAAAAACAAAACCAGAAGGGAAAGAAUCUGCAAACAGUUUGGACGAAGGCGCUGGAAAGCAUUAGGACACGGUAUCGUAAGUCAAUAGGCUGAACAACUAUGUGAUUAGGGUUUCAUCACUGCUGUUUGUUUGUUGUUUUUUUUUUUUUAAUUUGCUGCUAUAGGGGACAUAUAUGAUGGCCACCAUCUGCCAGAAACAAGCAAGACAGAGCCGAGUAAUAAACAAAAGCAAACAACAAAAUCCCCAUUAGCAUGAUGAAGUAUAACAAUGGAAAAAGAAACAAAAUGUGAGCAAUAAGACACACAAUUAAUGACGAAGCAGAGCAAAGAGAACGGCCACACGGAAUGGCUGCAAAAUGAAAUACUAGUUAAACCAGCAACAACAAAAAUGAAAGGGACAAACGAAACAAAAACUUUGUAAAUGAAAAUAUCAAUGCAUAUCAAGAUUUUGAAUCGACAUUUAAGAAAACGAGAUACAUUUACUAGUAGCCAGCGGGUACGGGUGUGAAGGCAGAACAUACAUCUGACGUAUUUAGCAAAGUUUUAAAGCAAGUUUGAGAGAAUAAACAAACAAACAAAAUGUGCGCAUAAGCGAUAAACGUAUAUACGAGUAGAGAGGUCAAGCUGUUUCGAAGCAAUUCUAGGCGACAUGAGACCGAAAACGAUAGGUUUUUAUGGAAAGGGGAAAGGAAGCAAAAGAGGUAACAACAAAAACGAAAAACCAUCAACCAUCCCACGUCGAUAUGGGUCGUUGCUGGGCUAGUGUGGAUCAAUAUUAUUCUGUGUUUCUUUCAUUUUCUCCCAGCAGAUGAAGGAUUACAUUGAUGGAAUUACAUUUAAAUGCCUUUGCUUUGUACGUAAUUGUUUCGUAAUGUGAAUGGAAAACUAUUUUUAUUGCUAACAACAACAAAAAACACAAGACAUUGAAUGAAUGAUCGAGCUGCGUGUGAUUAAUUAUGUGUUUUGUAAGGGUGUGUUAAACUUAGCUGUAACUAUCUGGACUAGUUUGCUCUAGCAGCCCUUCGUUAUCCUGCACUAACCCCAUCCGCCUAAAUGUAAGCAAUUCAUAGUGUAGGACAAAAAAUGUUAGGGAAAAAUCAAGCCCAUACCACCAUACAGCUAACUAUUUUCAAUCAAAAGCUAAUUGCUUUCAAUUAAAAACAAAAAACUAUCAUUUGGCAAUACAGCAAUACAGUUACCUAACUGCGAGAAGAAAAAAGCAACCACUACAGAAGAGAAAAACCAAAGAACAAACACUAAACAUACACCCGGAUCACGGGCGCGGGCUUGGGAAGGAAAAGGAAAUCCUUUCCUUUACCAAAUUACCAAAGAGAACAUAACUAUGGCUAUGGUAUAUGCAGUGUAACAGGGGCUACAUUCAAAAGGCUACACAAGACAUCCGCACAUGCCGUGCAGGGGGGUCAACAAAUUAACAUACAGAUAACCAAAAAGGAUAACGGAGUGGCCAGCAAGCAGCAGGUAUAAAAAAAAAAACAAAAUGAGUAAUGAGAGUGUUAAUCGUCAUACUUGCUUAGAAGCGAGCAACACAAAACAGUAGCAAUAAGUAGCGAAACUUUGAAGUUUUUUUUUAUUAUUACUAUUAUUAUCAUUCUACUAUGAUUAUGACGGUUAUUACUGUCUUUGGUGAAGCUGUGUGAGGUAAUAUCUUUAACUCGUAAGCAUAACUAUAGCGCGUAAGUAAACUCAAUUAAUCCCAAAAACGAGAAACACAAAACGAGCAAGCUUAACGAAACCAUUGAACUAGUGAAACAGAAGAAGGAUUAGAGCGGGUUAGCGAGGGAAAACGAUUGGCAAAAGCAACUGAUGAAGUGCGGGGGGUAGGGGGUACUAGAAAAGAAAGGUCUCUCAAGACCUCAGCGAAAACGGGGAAAGGAUUGAAGAAAGGAAGUGUCAGCGACAAAGCAGAACGUAGAAGCAUAAUCAUUCCGUCCAAUUCAAUGUGUGUAGUUAAGUCUGGCGUCUUGCGUGAGGUACGGAGGGCAAUCGAGCGAUAGCAAACCAAGCAAACAAGCCGACAAUCUAGGCCAGUUUUGAACACAUCCGGUUGUCCGACCGGGAUGGGAGAAACCGCUAGCGCGGACAAACGAGCGAAUCGAGAGGGCAGCACAUCGGGAAGCGGCAACUUCCUUCUGACGAGGUCGAUCGUUUGCUUCUCCGUGUGCUGCGCCCCUCGGGUAGCUUGACCACAUGGGAACUACUGCAAAUCAUACAUAUCAAUGUUUUAUUGGGAUGAUAAAUAGAGUGUACGAAGCUGCACAGCAUACGAAGGUCGAGAGGCAAGACAUGUUUUUUCGUAGCGUAGUGUUCGAGGUAGACAUUGGGACACAGGUGACCACUCUCACUCCCGACUGUGGAACAGAGACGAGCGAAUGAAAAACAAAAACCACACCGGAUCAUCAAUAUAAACGAGCAAAGGAAUGCAAGGAAACGUGCUGAACGACGUUCAGGAGCAAAACUUUGCCUCACAAAGAUCAUAUACAUUGAUACAUAUAUAGGUAAUAUACAUAACAUAACAUAUUCGUUAGCGAAAUCGAUCGAUUGCAGGCAUGAUUAAUCCGAUACCCAACCCAAUGUCCUUGCUAGGUUCUAGGGAGCGUUUCGGGCUUUUGUUACACCCUGUUUUACCCCUGUCUCUAAGCGAGUGGGUGUUCCCCGCGUAAGCCACGCUUCAAGCGCUUCAACCUAAACGGUGCGAGCUUCGCUAAAGCGCUUCAGCAGCGCUUCACUUGUUUAUGUGUUAGCACAUCUAGCACCACGAACAAACGCUUACGACGUGGCGCACGAGAACGUCCCCUUUUCACGAAAUGCCUUUCACAACUAGCCUAAGUUCUCUUGAUAUAGAAAAAAACGUUACGUUAUCUUUUUAAUGGGGUUUUACCCCCUUUUCCGAUGGAAAGCUACGAGGGCAGAGUUGGAGUUCUAUUCGUUUGGAUGUUUUGUUAUUUGCUUUUUCCAUCCCUCCCCAUUUUAUGGCGUUAUGGCCUUUAUUCGGGUACGGUAGCAAGUAAGUAUAACCCACACAUAAAACGUUGAAAAAGAACUUAAUACAGAUGUCGUGUGUAUUUGAUAUGCGUGUAUGCUUUAUGUGAGUGUGUUUGUAUUUGUGCGUGUAGUGGAAGUUGAAGACAUAUUUCCAUGGAAAAUGCAGGAAAUAAUGAACAAACUGCAUGCAAAUUUGUUAGAAGUCCAUUGAUUUGCUGCUCUCUUUUUUUUUUUUAAUCACACUAUGCUGGAGUCUUUGUUUGUCACCUUGUGUAACAACAAACACUAGCUCAGCUAACCAGCCAUAAUAAGGUGGAGAACGUGAGGCAAACAGCAAAUAGAAGAACAGUAGAGUUUGAUACCUGCUCUUAUGGCUAUACUUAGCGAACGUUUGAUAGUGAAAACAAAGCCACACAAAUAGCAUCUGCAAAAGAACAACACUGGAAUGCUACAUUGGAAGAGCUGCGCACCGUGAGAAAGAGAUAACAGCGAGGAGUAAACUGCGCAUAAAGUGUGAGGUAUACACUUAAAACAUUAAACAAAUGAAACAAAAGCCCUAGACGAGUAUGUUAUAUGAUAAAACAAAAUGGUAAAUGAUACAGCAACAAACAAAACAAAGAAGAAACAAUUCACACAUAUCAAUUUCGUGCCCGAUCAUAUUUGAACGAUAAAGUAGAGAAGAGAAGAUAAAACAAAUAACCUUUACUGCUGCCAGGUGAAGGCAACACAUUCUUAUUAAGGAAGGUUAAUAUAGUGAAGUAAAACAGUAAGAGUCUAUGAAAGCCACUAAACAUGUGAAAUCAAUGGUGUAACAAAAUACUAAACUAAGCAAACAACACACAAAAGCAAACAAAAAACAAGCAUACAUACACACGCAAAAUGCAGCAGACAUUAAACAUUAAAAACAGAAUACAACAUUGAAUUACAAAAAAAAAAUCUGUAUGAUGCAAAUGGCAAGAAAGGAUGAUAAAGGAAGCAAAAAAAAACAUUUUAGAAUAGUAAACGUUAACGAUGUUGUAAUGAAAUGAUGUGUCGUGAUGAAAAAAAAAAUACAUUUAUAUUCAAAGUUUGAUAACAAGAAGAGCAAAUAUGAACGUAGGCAUGUAGCGAUAAUGGGGAUGGAGAGCAACAACAAAAAAAGAAACUUAUUAGUAGAUAUACUGUGAACAAAAACAACAAAGAUGAACCGCAACAGGCAUGAUAGACCUGCCUAUGGUAUUUUAUUGCCUUAUAUCUUCCCGAUGGCAGUAGGCGCGUGUGUGUGUUUUUGCAGGCAAGCGACAGAGAUGGACGGAGUGUCAUAAGUUCUUGCUUUCUUUUACAAACUACUUUUAUUAACCCUUUUCAAUUUGGUGAUGAACGUGUGAUUGGGGUUGAAAUGUCUAGCAAAACAUAAGAAAAAAAAACGACAUAAAGCAAGGAGACAAGAAACAACAAAAGACUUCCUUAGCACAGGAAAUGCGAAAAUAGAGAGAGAGACUAACUUUUUAACUGCUCCCCCGAAAGGCGAAACGAAUGCAAAUGAUUCUGACAAUCAAAUCACACACACACUUUUCAAUUUGUGCGCACCAAACCAAACACACGUACAAAGUAAUACGAAGCACCGUUACAUUCGCGCUAGGAAAAAAAGACAUUUCAAUGCCAGCUCAAAGCAGUCCAGUGCGAGAGGAGCGCAAUGGCUGCACCGAAUGGUCUCUUUGUCGCAAGGAAAGCCUCUUGAAGCAAUGCCACAAAACACACACACACACGCAUCUGAAAUGAAAGUAAAUACUUUAUGCCCUACCAAAACGGAAGCUCAUUUCGAUUCGUAUUCCUUUUUUUUUCUUAGCUUUUCUUUUGCUAAAAUUAUUUGAAUCGCUUCGAUCACAACAGUAAAAGGGAUGUUUUUUUUGCUGUUUUUGUUUUCAGUAUAUAGCCAAGCGGUUGAAGAAAAAAAAAGAAAGAAAGGAUUAACCAAAGAUGUCUAUUGUAUAUUUGUGCGAUUAAAUUAUCCUCUCUCUCUCUCUCUCUCUCUUAUUUAUUACAGCCCACGCCUUAUGUUUGUCCUUCAUCCCAGGAGCUAAUUUAUUUAUAACAAUCGCAAGCAAUCUUAUUUCGUACCUUUAGUUUCCUUAUGAAUUUUGUAGUCUUGCAAAAAAAAAAAUCCAUUCCAAUUGCGUUGAUGUACUAGUGGGUGUUGUUGAAAUAAUAUUUAUUACUAAAGAAUCGUGUACCAUUCGUGGUAGAAGCGGUACGCCGAAUAUUAGGUUUAUUAACAUUAUUUAGAUAACUCUCUGCUUUAAACCAUAUUAUUCAACUACCCCUUCCCAUCCAUAGCAGGUUCAUCAUGCUCUUGAACGUUUGGCAAGCGCCCAUUGAACAAUUAACAGCAAAGCAGAAAGCAGUAAGAAACAAUGAAACAAGUAAUAACAACCAUACUAUGCAUACAGUGAAAGCAAAAUUAUAUAUAUAUACAAGUAAUUAUAUAUACACUUAUUUAGAUAUAUACUAUGUAGUACAAUCGAGUGUAAUGGUAAUCCUAGCGAAAUGAGGAGCAACAUCUUUCAAAAACAAAACCACACACAAACAACACAGCUAUAACAGUAAAGAAACGCUCGAUGGUUAAAAACACAAUGUUGCGAAAUCACCAAAACCACACUGCUAUACCGCUGUUGCGUGUGAAGUUUGUACAGUUUUUCUGGCUAACACAAUUUUCCUAACACAAGGCAAGCAGGCAAGUUUUAAUCUUUAUAUUGUACGGUCACAAACUGCGGACAAACACAAACAAAAAAAACUCUAACCAAUCAAUAUCUGGCAUCACAAACAAAAGUAUAUAAUAUGAAAUACCCCCAACCACUCGCCCUCAAACUCCAACCACUCGUUACAGUGUUAUUCUAUCUAUUUGCAAAAUUGUCAAAAGUCGAAAACAACAGCAUAAUUUAAGCGCAACAUUCAUCCCUCACACACAGUGAGUGUCUACUUGCCAGGUUCUAACAGUACACAAUAUGAGAGAAAAAAAGUUGGCUGAUUUUAUGCGUUUACCUAUAUCGUAUUCUACUAGCCCCACUCUCUCAACGGAAGACAUAAAAGAAUAUGCUAAGCAAGAGGGAUGAAAUAAAUGAGGGAAUGAAAUAAGCAAAAGACAAAGAAAGCGCUAUCAACAACAAAUGGAACGAUAAUAACAAACUCACUUGUUUUGUUCAUACACGUAAACAGAUUUGAUAUAGUAAAUUUCUAGAACGAAUAGCAUCAGCGUAUGGUAUACCCGUGGGGGUGAUAGAAGGACCGUAAAACCUUCUAAUAGCAAAUAACAUACUGAGUAAAGGGCAAUCUGAAGUGAAGGAAAAUGCUUCAAAUGCUAAGUACGUACGGCGCAAAUGCAAGUACAGAUAAAUAUCUCUGCUCUGCAUACAAUUACAUAAGACAAAACGAACAACAAAACAUGAAAAAAUGUUACUAACGCAAGUAAAUGGAAACCUAAUAAAUCUAAUCAGGAACUGUGAAGCAAACAAUGAACCACCAUAAUGUGAGUAGAGCUACCGAAAAAAACAACAAAACGUCAUGAAAUCAGGAAACAGACUAAACAGUCUAACUAGAGACAAGAAGAGAAGAGAACAAAACAAGCCGAAACCACUAGCACAGAAA
This is a messenger RNA of Anopheles coluzzii, 9962 nucleotides long. RefSeq lists its product as uncharacterized. Bases 744 to 2174 code for a protein of 476 amino acids. NCBI's taxonomy places the organism in Eukaryota, Metazoa, Arthropoda, Insecta, Diptera, Culicidae. Gene Ontology annotation, molecular function: mRNA binding. The record is from RefSeq and is a predicted model, not a curated record. The transcript is spliced from 9 exons.